Messenger RNA from Ipomoea triloba (trilobed morning glory), 1720 nucleotides. Its product is annotated as calcium-dependent protein kinase 27-like. Gene Ontology annotation, molecular function: calmodulin binding; ATP binding; calcium-dependent protein serine/threonine kinase activity. The record is from RefSeq and is a predicted model, not a curated record. The coding region runs from base 56 to 1477 and encodes 473 amino acids. The transcript is spliced from 8 exons. NCBI's taxonomy places the organism in Eukaryota, Viridiplantae, Streptophyta, Magnoliopsida, Solanales, Convolvulaceae. Gene Ontology annotation, biological process: protein autophosphorylation; peptidyl-serine phosphorylation; intracellular signal transduction. Gene Ontology annotation, cellular component: cytoplasm; nucleus.
GCAGCCUGAGAAGGAGAAGGAGAAGCCACCAGAUCCUUCGAAAUCGAGAAAGCCGAUGAAUACCAAGAGGAUGCUCAGUGCUGGGCUGCAGGUUGAUUCUGUGUUGAAGACCAAGACUGGGAAUCUCAGGGAGUUCUUCAAUUUGGAGGAGAAGCUAGGGCAUGGCCAGUUUGGGACCACUUUUCUGUGCACUGAGAAGAAAAGUGGGCUGAAAUAUGCCUGCAAAUCUAUUGCCAAGAGGAAGCUGUUGACUAAGGAGGAUGUGGAUGAUGUGAGGAGAGAAAUCGAGAUCAUGCAUCACUUGGCCGGGCAUCCCAAUGUUGUCUCGAUUAAAGGGUCUUACGAGGAUGCUGUGGCAGUCCACGUCGUGAUGGAGCUGUGUGCAGGUGGCGAGCUGUUCGAUAGGAUCGUUAAGAGAGGCCAUUACUCCGAGCGCCAGGCUGCUGGGCUCACCAGGACGAUCGUUGGUGUAGUCGAGUCCUGCCACUCUUUGGGCGUCAUGCAUAGGGACCUUAAGCCCGAGAACUUCCUCUUUGUCGGUGAGGAAGAGGACUCCCCUCUCAAAACUAUUGAUUUUGGAUUGUCGACGUUCUUCAAACCAGGGGAUGUGUUCAAUGAUGUUGUCGGGAGUCCCUAUUACGUUGCACCAGAAGUUUUGCUCAAGAAUUAUGGUCAAGAGGCUGAUAUCUGGAGUGCAGGUGUGAUCGUUUACAUUCUUCUUAGUGGCGUUCCUCCAUUCUGGGGAGAAACCGAGCAAGAAAUAUUUGAUGAGGUGUUGCAUGCUGAUAUUGAUUUCAAGUCAGAGCCGUGGCCUCAUAUUUCUGACAGUGCUAAAGAUUUAGUGACAAAAAUGCUUGUCAGAGAGCCUAACAAACGGCUAACUGGUCAUGAAGUUCUGUGCCAUCCUUGGGUGCAGGUUGAAGGGGUGGCUCCAGAUAAGCCUCUCGAUUCAGCAGUCUUAACUCGCUUAACGCAGUUUUCUGCAAUGAACAAGCUCAAGAAAAUGGCUCUCAGGGUUAUUGCAGAGAGGCUGUCUGAAGAGGAAAUCGCGGGGCUAAAAGAAAUGUUCAAAAUGAUAGAUAUAGAUGGGAGUGGGAACAUCACAUUUGAAGAACUGAAGGUGGGACUAAAGAGAUUCGGUGCAGAUCUGAACGAGUCUGAGAUACACGAUCUGAUGAGGGCCGCAGAUGUGGAUAACAGUGGCACAAUUGACUAUGGGGAGUUCAUAGCUGCCAUGUUGCAUAUCAAUAAGAUCACAAAAGAAGACCAUUUGUUCGCUGCAUUUUCGUAUUUCGAUAAAGAUGGGAGCGGGUAUAUCACUGCAGAUGAACUCCAAAAGGCGUGUGAUGAGUUCGGGAUAAAAGAUACUCGUUUGGAAGAAAUGAUUCAGGAAGCUGAUCAAGACAAUGAUGGUCGGAUUGAUUACAGUGAAUUUGUGUCCAUGAUGCAACGAGGAACUACAACCAUGCGUUUAUAACAUCAUCACAGAUCGAGCCCCGAAGAAUGAAGAUAUAACGAGACAGCUAGCUAUUGCGCGAUCUACUCGACUCCCCCUACAAGUCUGCAAAAAAUCACAGGCGGCUAGCAUGAUAAUACUGCACUGGUUCUUGGCGAAUUUCGUAAUCUGUUGCAAAUGGCAUGAUAUGAUGAUGAUCAAUUUCUAGUGAAAAGGAUGUUUGAGGCAUUGCAGAUUUGCAGGCAGUUUUGGUUUUAAUGUAAA